Carassius carassius (crucian carp) is the source of this 1460-nucleotide messenger RNA. RefSeq names its product gastrula zinc finger protein XlCGF57.1-like. Gene Ontology annotation, biological process: regulation of DNA-templated transcription. The record is from RefSeq and is a predicted model, not a curated record. The transcript has 3 exons. Gene Ontology annotation, molecular function: RNA polymerase II cis-regulatory region sequence-specific DNA binding; DNA-binding transcription factor activity, RNA polymerase II-specific. Lineage: Eukaryota; Metazoa; Chordata; Actinopteri; Cypriniformes; Cyprinidae. Bases 211 to 1422 code for a protein of 403 amino acids.
GCGAUUCGACUGAAGAAAGGUCACCAUUAACUCUCACCAGUGUGCUGACUACUGAACAAGGGAACUGAUUGAGACGCACCCAGAGAUUCAGUUAGCAUUUAUUUUUUUUAUUUUCUUUAUCAUUCUCAUCUUAAACAGGAAAAAGUGUCCAAACACACAGAAAAACACCUGCUCAAGCGACAGAGAUCCACGUGACACUCUGUUAUAAAGAUGGCGUUUAUUAAACAGGAGAGUGAAGACAUUAAGAUUGAAGAAGCAUUCAGAGUCAAACAUGAAGAUACUGAGGAACAAACAGACAUCAUGCUCCUGAAAGAGGAAAGUGAAGAACUAAAUGAAGUGGAAGACAAAGAUCAGUAUGAGAAAUAUGAUUUUAUUGGAGAAAGUUUGUAUAGUUGCUCACAAACUAAACAGAAUGUACAAAACAAAGCUCAAAAGACAGGAGAUUUAACCUGCCAACAGUGUGGAAAGAGUUUCACUAAAAAAGGAAGCCUUAAAGACCACAUGAGAAUUCACACCGGAGAGAAGCCUUACUCCUGCCAGCAGUGUGGAAAAAGUUUCACUAGAAGUGGAACCCUUCAAAGGCACAAUAGAGUUCACACUGGAGAGAAACCUUACACCUGCCAACAGUGUGGAAAGCGUUUCUGUGAAAAAGGAAACCUCAAAUGCCACAUGAGUGUUCACACUGGUGAGAAAUGUGAAGAACUAAAUGAAAUUAAAGACAAAGAUCAGUCUGAAAAACAUUUCACUGGAGAAAGUUUUAGUUGCUCACAAACUAAACUGACAACACAAAAGAAAGCUCAAAAGACAGGAGAUAGAAGUCAUUUCACCUGCCAACAGUGUGGAAAAAGUUUCGUUGAGAAAGGAACCCUUAACAGGCACAUUAGAAUUCACACUGGAGAGAAGCCUUACACCUGCAAACUGUGUGGAAAGAGUUUUACUGAUAGUGGAAACUUUAAUUCUCACAUGAGAAUUCACACCGGAGAGAAGCCUUACUCCUGCAAACUGUGUGGAAAGAGUUUCGUUCGAAAAGGAAACCUAGAGAGCCACAUGAGAAUUCACACUGGAGAGAAACCGUACACCUGCCAACAGUGUGGAAAGAGUUUUAGUCAACAAAGAAACUGUAAUUUUCACAUGAAAAUUCACACCGGAGAGAAGCCUCACUCCUGCAAACUGUGUGGAAAGAGUUUCAUUCAAAAAGGAAGCCUAAAGAGACACAUGACAAUUCACAAUGCUGAGAAACCGUGCACCUGCCAACAGCGUGGGAUGAGUUUUAGUCAACAAAGAAACCUCAAAGGCCACAUAAGUGUUCACACUGGAGAGACAUGUAAAGAAGUAACUGAAAUGGAAGACAAAGAUCAGUCUGAGAAACAUGAUUUUACUAGAGAAAUUUCUUUUGAGCUCUCUUUUGUGAAGUCCGUUUAGUUUGUGAGAAACUAAAUGGACUUCACAAAAGAGAGCUC